Molecule: messenger RNA, 953 nt
Organism: Tarenaya hassleriana
Lineage: Eukaryota; Viridiplantae; Streptophyta; Magnoliopsida; Brassicales; Cleomaceae
Product: peroxisome biogenesis protein 19-2
Exons: 6
Coding region: 68-787 (239 amino acids)
Biological process (GO): protein import into peroxisome membrane
Cellular component (GO): peroxisome; peroxisomal membrane
Source: RefSeq, a predicted model, not a curated record
CUUCUUCUCGGAAUUUUUUUUUUUCUGCCUCUUGAUCUUCUUCCCAUCUGCGGUUUUACACAGAGCAAUGGCCAACGCUCAUGCCGACGAUUUAGACGAGCUUCUCGAUAGCGCACUGGAUGAUUUCAAGGAUCUCAAUCUUGCUCAAAGAAGUGGGGGAGAUGAGAAGAAGGAGAAGGAACUGAAUCCAUUGCCAAGUGGGGUUCAAGGUCUGGGAAUGGGAUUACCCGAUAUGAGAAAUAAAAAGAAGGGAAAGCAAAAGGUUGCUAAGGAGGAGAACCAUGUUGCAGAAGCUCUUGAUAAGCUCAGGGAACAAACCAGGGAGACUGUCAAGGGACUGGAGUCCUUGUCGAAGUCGCCUGUUUCUGAUGAUGCCAUGGUCGAGGAUUGGCUCAAACAAUUCGAGGAGCUUGCUGGGUCUAAGGACUUGGAAUCUAUAGUGGAUACAAUGAUGCAGCAGCUUCUGUCAAAGGACAUUCUUCAUGAACCCAUGAAGGAGAUCGGUGAAAGAUAUCCGAAAUGGUUAGAAGAGCAUAAAGCCAGUCUGAGUAAAGAAGAAUACGAGCGUUACUCGCGCCAGUAUGAGCUGAUCAAGGAACUCAAUGGAGUCUACGAGAACGAGCCAAAUAACUCCAUCAAGAUAAUGGACAUCAUGCAGAAGAUGCAGGAAUGCGGGCAACCACCGAGCGAUAUCGUGCAGGAGAUCGAUCCUGGGUUUGAUUUCGCCAGUUUAGGACAGAUGUCUCCGGAGAUGUUGGAGUCAUCGCCGGGUUGCUGUAUAAUGUGAGUUGAGUUGAAGAUCUUCAAGAGGGUUCGGUCUGGUUUGUCAUUGGAUGUGGUGUUGUCUUGUUCUUGUACAACUGAAAGCCUAUUUCACUUGAAUAUUAUUGCUCUUUGUAUCAUUUACCAAAUCUUCCUUUUGUGUUCAAACGUAAGGCUUCUGCUUGAUGACA